Molecule: messenger RNA, 528 nt
Organism: Clupea harengus (Atlantic herring)
Lineage: Eukaryota; Metazoa; Chordata; Actinopteri; Clupeiformes; Clupeidae
Gene: uqcr10
Product: ubiquinol-cytochrome c reductase, complex III subunit X
Biological process (GO): mitochondrial electron transport, ubiquinol to cytochrome c
Cellular component (GO): respiratory chain complex III
Source: RefSeq, a predicted model, not a curated record
AUGCUGAUUUCACCAACGUCAUUCCUACUACCAUCAUGGCGCUAGCUAAGAGUGUCUACAACUUGCUCUUCAGGAGAACGUCAACCUUCGCCAUAACCAUUAUGGUUGGCGCUGUCGUCUUUGAGCGAAUGUUUGAUCAAGGUGGAGACGCGAUAUUCGAGCAGCUGAAUCGCGGGAAACUGUGGAAACACAUCAAACACAACUACGAGGAGGGAGAGGAAGAAUGACCUAUUGAAACACCGUUCUGUCUGAGGCCGGCUGCGUUCCCUUUCCCAGAGUUGACCCUGACGCCAUCAUCACCAUGGACUAUGUCCUCAUCUACCACAACCAUCGUCACCUACGAGUUUGUGGGGACAACGUAAAUGUUAAGGACUUCAAUGGAUUCAAAAGUCGUGGAUUGCUGGCGUCACCUCCUCUUCUCGCAUCCUUUCCUGCAGCCUCUUAUGUCUACGUAGCUAGCGUUAUGUCUAUUGCUUUGUGAGAAAAUUGCUAAUUUAAUGUAUGUUAAUAAAUCAAUCUACACCUCGA